Molecule: messenger RNA, 1032 nt
Organism: Hirsutella rhossiliensis
Lineage: Eukaryota; Fungi; Ascomycota; Sordariomycetes; Hypocreales; Ophiocordycipitaceae
Exons: 2
Coding region: 1-1032 (343 amino acids)
Source: RefSeq, a predicted model, not a curated record
AUGUCGUCGUCGUCGCCUGAGCCUGUCACAGGCCCAUCCGCCCACCUACCGAGCUCGACCACGGCAUCGUCCUCACCACGACUGCUGCCUCCUCCGGCCCAGAGGCCUCUCGCGACCGAGGUCUUCCCGCACGUGACGACGCACUGGACAAAGCCGCAGAGCUGUACGUGGACUUAUGUAGCCGACAGCCAGUCCCGGCCCGCCUCCCAAGGUGCUGUUGCCUGGCUGGAUCUGCAGCCCAUACCCGGCGCAAGCACCCUGUCAUGCUACCCCGACGGCAUGUUCUCCGGGGGACGUACGGGAGUCUUUAGCCCGGCCACUUGCCCCAGUGGCUGGACGACCGUGUCUCUUCGCAUCAAUACCGAGAAAGACUUGGCCGAGCCCGUCACCACCACAGCCGUGUGCUGCUCGUCCUACUACACUCUCGACGGCUCUUACUGUAAACGCUCGGUUCCAACCGUGCUGGCCGUUCCAAUCACUUACAAUCACACGGCUGGUACAUACGAGGUCAUGUCGAGCUCGACUACGACCUUGUACAGUGCCACCAUUGCCGUAAACACCAUCCGCGCGCUCUUCAUGGAGCAGGACAUGAGCCUGCUGGGCCUGACGGACGACGAGGAGAUUAGUGAGGAUGAGGUUCAUGGGAACCCGCUCCCGCUAGGGGCGCGCAUUGGCGCUGCCAUUGGGGUGGCCAUAUUUUCCCUGCUAUCCAUAGGGGCAGUCAUAUUCUGCCUGUUGCGGUGGCGGCGGUCGCGGAGGAGGCAGGCCAAGGGGCUCAGAUCGCACGAGCUCGGCAGUGUGUAUGGAAGACGGCUUCGCACCCACGACUCUCUUGCGGUACGCGAGGGCCAUGCGGCUGAACCACCACCAGCAUACGAAGCCUCUGGGCCGACGAACGGCUUCCGGGGACGCGGGGCCGACAAUGCCCGGCAGGAUGAAAUCAGGAGUCUUGUGGCACAAAAGGAAGCCAUCCAGCUGCGCAUCGAGGAGCUGGAGAGGAUAGGUACGGAUGCUGAGGCAAUAUCACGGUGA